Molecule: messenger RNA, 665 nt
Organism: Rhincodon typus (whale shark)
Lineage: Eukaryota; Metazoa; Chordata; Chondrichthyes; Orectolobiformes; Rhincodontidae
Product: centrosomal protein of 112 kDa-like
Exons: 3
Coding region: 1-555 (184 amino acids)
Source: RefSeq, a predicted model, not a curated record
AUGGAGAAGGUUGAGGCAGAUCUAAGUAGAUCAAAAUCUGUCCGAGAGAAGCAAUCAAAAGAAUUCUCUUGGCAGUUGGAGGAACUCAAACAACGAUAUGAACAACAGAUAGUAGAAUUGAAGCUGGAGCAUGAGCAGGAGAAGACGCACCUAUUCCAGCAGCACAACACGGAAAAAGACAGCCUGGUCCAAGAGCACGAACGCGAGAUUGAUAACUUAGAGAAACAGCUGCGUGCCGCCAUAGUGGAGCAUGAAAACCAGUCUCAGGAAUGGAGGAGGCGAGACUCGCAGACAAUUGCAGAGUUGGAGAGCCAGGUUCACCAGCUACGUGAAGAACUUAUCCAGGUCAACUCUCAAAGAAAGCAACAGCUAGUUGAGUUGGGACUGCUACGUGAGGAGGAAAAGCAGAGAGCUUUGUGUGAUCACGAAGCUACCGUCAACAAGCUGAAAGCUGAAAUGGAAAGGAUAAAACUGGAGUUUCAGAAGACAAACGCUGCUGAAAUGGAACAUGCUGUGGAAAGGGUAGGCUGUUUGUCCUUUGUUUAUGUUUUCUAAACACAGUGAAUGUAAUAAAUUGGCCAAUUUAUGAAUAAAUAAAGCAAAUGGUGCAGAAAAUUAAUUUUGAAAUAAUAAACCCUUCCAACAGUAACAUGCAUUUAUAUGUU